Xyrichtys novacula (pearly razorfish) is the source of this 15435-nucleotide messenger RNA. The record is from the annotation of a GenBank genome assembly. NCBI's taxonomy places the organism in Eukaryota, Metazoa, Chordata, Actinopteri, Labriformes, Labridae.
ACAGUCGACUCGUUUCUGCGUAUAUUCCGGUUGCUAAGCUAUCACCUGACAGACGAAGGUAGCUGUUUAAUAGCAUUAAGUGUGGGUUUUACUUCAUUUGCAUUCUGGCUUUCUGUUGCCGUGUCGUUUGGAGCUUUAUCUCGUGGACGUGCUGGGAUGUUUGCUCGGACCAUGUGGCGUCAUGCUCGCUAAAUCCACGCGGACAUUGUCGGUUAGCUGCUAGCAUAGCUGUGUUCGCUAUAACAACAGUAUGUCAGGGAGAUGCUAACAAAUGUUUAGACUUUGACUUUACAUUGAGAAAGUAGAUAAGCGAAAAUUGACGAGAUUGCAGUUGUUGUAACCUUUUCUUUGUGCCUGGGUUUUUUUUUUUAGUUAGCUAAUUUGUAGUUUAGGACAAGCGGCGGGUGGCGACACCUGAGCCUCUUGUAUUGUUUUCGAUAAAUUUACCAUCAUCCAGACUGUUGUUGACUGAGAUUUAGAGUGUAAUCAUGAGCCUUUAAGUUGACUUAAUCUCUGUGAUUUUUCUGUCUUAAAAGAGGCUUGUUGAAGUUUUAUGAUCAUCCCUUUGCCAAAGGCUUCAUGCAUGAUUUAGUGUUGUGGAUUACAUGUCAUGUUAUUCUCCCAUCAGCCAGCACUUGUCCAAGGUGACACUUGAAUAUUCAUGUUUUCAUGGCAGAGCAAAGUAGUUUAGUGUACCUGGGUUCAACCUGCUUUCUGAAACAUUUCUCACAUUGACAUCCAGCAAAAGUAUUUUAUUUAUUUAUUUACUUUUUGAUUGUAGGAGACCAGACUCGUCCUCUUGAGUGGCAGUUUUCCUUUGAGCACUAGAGGGUCUCGGUGAAGGCUGAAAGAUGGUCUGAUGGACCGCCGCUUCUUCCUGACCUUCAUCUUUUGCUCAGUGUCGUGGAUCUUCUUCUGGGAAGUACGCUGGAAGAAAGGAAAAGAAAGUCAGAUUGAGGAAUGGCUCCAAGGACAUAGCCUCUCUCAAUACAGGCACUUAUUUGAAGGUUGGUGGGUCGCACUCAUCUUCAUUGAAGAUUUAUAUAACCAUGCAGUAUUUGUUAAAUGGCAUAUCAUUCAGGAUGAUGUAAGGUAGUGUCUCUUCAGUGACUUCCCCAAAUAGGAUGUAAUUGCUUGAAAAUUUCUGGUAAGGAUUAUUCUGACUACAAUCUUUUGGUUUUGGAGCGCUCUCCAGAGAUUUAGCAGAAAUUGAAGGGAUGAGUUUUGGGUUUUACUAGAACGGGGCUUGUUAUGCAACGAUAUCCUAUUUCUAAUUGUUUCUACCCUGGAAAUGUUUUGAGCUGAGCCCCACAUUUUCUGGAAUAUGAGAUGCAUUUGUCAUGCAUUGAUAAUCAUAAUAGGCUUAUAUCUGUAUUUUAACAGACCUGGGGCAUUAUUGAUGUUGAUUUAUUGGCUUGUUUGUGAUUAGGGUUUUUAUGUGCUGUCCAUGUGCCAUCCAGAUGUACAGACUCUGGAGGAGCUGAGCCUGAGUGUACUGAGUCGUCUGGAAGAAGUGGUGAAGGAGCAGCAGCGCUGGAGGGAAAUUGCAGAGGCCCACAUCCAGCUGCUCCGAGACUUUGCCUUCCAGGAGUGGCUUUGCUCCCAGAACCUGGAGCACUAUUAUCAUACGUGAGUAAUGCAAGAUAGAAACCUCAAUAUUGACAUCAGUCACAGGCAGCUUUCCUUUUUUCGGGAACAUAAAUUUGUGUCUGAAGUAUAGAUUGUUUCUCGAAAGUUGUAUGUUUUUGUUGAGUAGUUCUGAUAGUGCUGGAUGAUGUGAAGCUCAGGCUAUAUUGGUUCCUGUCCACUUGAGGGCAGCCUCUCCUUUCAUGGCUAGCUGAGUUUGCUGACAUCGAGCUGUGAGGAGGCUGCAGCGUUUCUGAGGGUCACUGCAGUAAAAGUAUUCUUCAGAGACUGUUCAUGGGAGACCCUGCAGCAUUGCAGAGAUUUGUGUGUGUAUCAGAUUUUAUCUACUGAUGCAGUCUGUUUAAUUGUAGGUUAAGUUAAGGUUUAUCAAAACGUUGCAUGUUUAAAGACUGUCAGUUGUGAUGUUGCGAAAGGUCAUCAGAGUUUGUCGAACAUGAGGUCAUGUUGUGGUCAUCAUGUUACAGAGAUACCCUGUCCCAUGUUCUUAAUGGGAAGCUGUGUCACAACAUGAAGGUCACAACCACUAAAGUGUUGUUACCGUCAUUAUUUGUCAGGCUUAUAACCUUUAUCACUUUGAAUAAAGGAAAACUCAAAGUGGGAAAGUUGAAGUGCCACUUAGGCUCUUUUUCACUUCUCAUAAAAACAUUGAAACACCAGCGGGAGGAUUAAAAUGUAUAACCUUAAAAGAAAAGUAGAAAAACAAGUAAGAGGUGAAAUCAGGUGAAAUGAUUUUAUUCAACAACCUUUUUAUUGCUUGCAAACACAAGAUAGAUAUUAUCAUCACUACACACUGUUAGAUCAGUGCAGCACCAGCAUGCCAGUUCAAUUCAAUUUUCAUGCUCAUAGAUAAAAAGUAAGUUAUGUUUGCCGGCUUUGUUAAAAGAUGUGUAACUACCAGUGGAAAGUGUCAGUUUGGAGCAGGUCACAUGCUAUUUUCCCAAGUACUAAGUGUUACGUUUCGGAUGUUAUUCAAAAGACAAACAAUGAACCCAUUGUAUAAGUUUACUCAUUCAUGUAGUGUCAGGAUUACUUGGAAAUUUCGACCUGUUUAUUCAAACUUGACAUUGGAUUGCUUGUUGUUUAAUGGUUUUGAAUAGCUGUUUUACAAGGCGAGGUUUUGAUUCCUAUAAAUGGUAACAAUCAUUUAUCUGCCGCUCUGCCACCCAUCUGUACUUCGGAUGCCAUAAACACGCCACCCGUCCAACCUGAAUUCGUCUUGAUGGCUCGGCCUAACAUGCCACACCUCCCUGCUUCUCACCCAGCUGACAUGCUUUUAGAAUUCAGCUGAUAAGAUUGAGGUCACUCUUAGCACACAUUGUUUGUACUCAUUGUUUGUUUAGUAUGUGGGACAACCAGUUGGUCACAGAUCAGUCUGCAUUUUUUUCGCGCAGUAAUGAGUCAUACUUACUGUAAGUAGGAGUUGUACAUGUAAUUAAUAUUUGCUUUCAUUUCUGUUACUCAUCUACCUCAUGCACUUUUCCUUUUGUUUUCCACUCCAGGCUGAAGACCUUGGAUUGUUUGAAUCUGGAUGAUCUGUCUCACUUUGACAGUCAACUGCAGCUGUCUCUAGCUGCCUGGGGCUACUACUACGAAGACUACAUCAAGUUGUCCACGGGCAUCAAGAUCCUCCAGGCGUCCAGAGGGAGCAGGGACCAGGACUACGAGAUCCGGCUGGUGCACAGUCUUGCUGAGAGGCGUCUGAAUGAGAAGUGGUCACUUGGUGAGCUCCCGAACAUGCUCUGCUUUUGUCAUAGCACAGAUGUCAUUGAUCAAAAAAGACAUUUCAGAAAUAGCUUUGAGAUAUAAGACGUAAACAAAAGCGGGAGUCCACUGUUGCUAAGUUUUCUUAAGUGUUUUUACAAAUGGUGAUACUCCAAGAGUCACUCUGUUGUCAUGGAGAAGUUUAAUGUUGUCUUGCUUCAUCCCAACAUCUGUUUGUGUUGUCCUUUUCAUUCUCAUAAAAACACAGCAGUCACUUCUAUUAAGGAUAAAUGAAGAACAUCAAAUGAGGAAGUGUUGUUAUAUUUUAACUUUCCGAUUGCACAAGCUUGAUUCUUGCUAAAUUGGAGUUUUUUGCCAGUUCUGAACUUUUUCUGAAGUUCAGAACUUCUCACUGAAAACAUACAACACAUCGAGCUGCUAAAGAAACAAACCAUUUUAUACCAAGUAUUUAUUAUUACUUAGUAUAAAAAUAAUUUCAUUUACUCCCAUGAAAAUAGUCAAACUCACUCACAGUUUUGGCUGUAUCCAUGGUGAUGGUCAACUCAACAGCUUUGUUGAAGUAAAAACCUAGAUGUAAGACCAAGAAGCUUCGUUCAGGAAGGCAAUUUGAGCUGUAUUGAUUUCACACUUGACUUUUCACUUUGACUUGACAAACUUAAUCUUCCAGUUCAGGGGUCUCACUAACUGCUCCCCCAUUGUCUUUGCUGCCCUGCAUCAGUGCUGCACUCAGACUUUUAGCCCCACCACUUCGCCAAUAUCCACCUGCAGGUUCAGACUGUGGGGUUUAAGAUAGUACCCCGGCGUGACCAACAUCUAAGGGGAGCAAUGAUCCUUCUUUGUUUUUGUGGAUUUCUCUUUUGCUUGUUUUUUGUCCUCAGCUCAUCCGGCCCCUUUCCUCAGCUGUUUUGAUCUUUUUUUCUCAGUUGUCCCACUGUAAACACACAAACACCCAAAAUAACCAAUUUUUUCUGCACGGAAAUGUUUACAGUUGGCCCUCCAGAGUCUGUGAUCAGAGCUUUAUCCUUGGCAAAGUUUGUUCUCCACAGCCACAGUCUGCUCUUAGAUAAUCCUUGACUGUUACUCUGUGUUGACAAUCACCUUUACAUUCUUCUCACAGUCAAGUAAUCGAUAAUUGAGCACUCAUUCUUCCAAUCUGGUCUUUAUCUUUUCAGCUGGAGCUCUUAUAUUUGGCUGUACUGUGGCACUGUGCUUCUUGAUAAGGGACCUCAUGUUUUACGUGAUUGGUGAGUUAACUUUUUGUUUUUAACGCUUCAUGACUCAUUCUCUCUACAGUCAUAAACUUUUAACAAGUUACUUAAGAUGACUCACAUUGAUUUAAAGUGGUUUCAUAACCCAAGCUUUUGUUUUACAACCCUUGUUCUGUUAAGAAUUUAGAUGCAGUGUAAAAUUUUGAUAAUCGAACUAAAUAGCCUGCAAAUCAUUUACAGUGUCUGCCUCAAUACAAGAGUUCAAAAAAGACCUAUCACAUGUUAGAAAUGAAAAGUUUUAUUAUUCUACCAAUAAGAAGGCGUGUUUUAAAGAUGCUGCUGAAAACACAUUUGAAAAGAGUUGGGACAGGGAUGUGUUUACCAUUGUUUCACCUCUUCUUUUAACAGAACUCUGUAAACAUUCGAGAACCAAGGAGACCAGUUUCUGAAAUUUUGAAAGUGAAAUGUUUUCAUUUUCAUGCCUGAUACAGGAUUUAUUUUGACGGAUCAGCAGUUAGAGGUUUCCUUUGCUGUGUCUUUUGUGUCAUGGUUUGCCAAUAAGUGUCAGGUUGGGAUUGCAGCAGCCUGGUUAAAUGUGAUUAAACAGCUCAUAUUUUUGUCCUCUGCAGGUGGAAUUACUGUUUCCAUCAUAGCGUUUGUCUUUACCAUCAAGUUCCUCUGUGAGCUUGCAGCGAGAGUUGUCAGCUUCCUGCAGAAUGAGGAUCCAGGGCGACGCGGUGACCGCAGCAUCUACGACUAUGUCCGGGGUAACUACCUGGACCCACGCUCCUGCAAGGUGUCCUGGGAUUGGAAGGAGCCGCAGGAAGUGGGGCAGACUAUGAGCUUCAGGGUCCAGGUGACAAUUCAGUCCUGAUCUAUGAAAAAAAGGGUGUUUUUUUGUCUUUCUUGGAUUGAUUUUCAGUACAAGUGUUUAUUGGCAAACCUCUCCAAGAAAAAGUUCAACUAACUUUUCUGUACUGAUGAGAUUAAUUUUCUGUUUCCGUCUUUGCAGCUGUUUUAUAAAAAUGGCCAACCUUUCCCAGCUCAUCGGCCUGUGGGGCUGAGGGUCAACAUCACCCACAUUGAACUGGCUCUGGACAUCCCUGUGACACAGGAGGUCCUGCAAGAACCAGAAUCCAAUGUUGUCAAAGUGGCCUUCACGGUGCGCAAGGCCGGACGCUAUGAGGUUGCUGUGAAGCUGGGUGGCCUCAAUGUAGCCUACAGCCCUUAUUACAAGAUAUUUCAACCAGGUACCACUCCUGUUUUUCUCUGCAAUCAGGCCCAGUAUCAUGAAGCAAAAACCAUUAAGUUUCUGAUUGAGUAGCUUCUCUUUCUUCUCAUCACUUCAGGUACUGUUGUUCCAUCCAAAACCAAGAUAGCCUACCACUUCUCCACGCUGGUGCUAACAAACUGCCAGCAGCACACUUUGCAGAUUGAGCCCAGGGAUGAGUACGGAAACCCCACCAGUAACUCCACGUCUCUCACAGACGAGGCCAACUACAGUGUCCAUGUGCACUCUGUAAGUGAACAAACACUGUCUUUGUCUAUCAUAAAUGUAAUAAAGAGGUCGUUUGGGGCUGUAUGAGGUCACUCAAAUGGUUGGUUUCAACAUAAGGAACAGUAGCUAGCUGUUGACACAGCCUCUGUUUGGAUAAGUCAGCUGGAGUUCUCUCAGCUGCAGAUACGGUCUCAAAAAUAACAUGCAGAACAUUUCAGUUUAAUUGAACUGUAUUUUUAGAUAUUCGCCAUAAGACCCCUUUUCUUUGGCUACUACUUUUGAAAAAUUCUUGUUUUGUUUUUAGUACAGCAAUUUGAUUUACACAGCACCAAGACAGAAAACCACUUAAUUUCCUCUUUAAGUUUUCCACUGUUUUUGUUUUUAAUUUUCUUUCUUUUUAUUUUUUUUGAAACCAAGCACAUUUUAGAGGAAAUAAAGUGAGGACCUGAGAGUAAUUAUAAACAUUUCAAGGGAGAGACUUCAAAAGAGAAGAAGAACAACAAAAGAUAAUGCAGUUUGCUAAGCAGAGACAGCAUUACAAAAUCCAUGGCUGGUCACCUCCGCAAAAUCUGUCUGGGCCUUUUUAAUUUGGUUUACUUAAUCACAUCUUGAACAAAAACAUCGUUCUGUAGACACAAACAAAAGAGUGAUCCUUCCCGUGACAUCAGUAUUAUGGGUAACAAUCCACUUGUGUGUCAUGGGGGAUUCAGGGAGAAGCUAGCGCCAAAUGAUGCCUUUUUAUUUUUUAUUUUUAUUUUUUUACAAGCGAGCAGAGAUUAAAAAGUCAAAGAUAUUUAUGAACGCCCUCACCUUAUUUUCCACAUUUCUGGACUAUGUUUUUAACACUUAACAGGCCUCUUCAACGUACACUUAGUAUUGAUCUAUACCCAAUUCAUCACCGGUUAAAAACGUAUCCCUCUUAGUGUAAUUUAAAGAACAACCUCUUGUUUAUAAAGGGAAAAAUCAAUGCCAGUGUUUCUUUGAAUGCUUGUGGUGUCGGUUGCACAGUCAUAAGCCUUUACAGUAUAGUAACGUAGUUGUUUACAAAAUGCUGAGCUGGGAUUUAUUCUGGCUUUCUUCCUCUUCCAGCUGGGCACAGUGGAUGAUGACAGUAUGGAGGAGUACUACAGCAAAUCAGUAACCCUCAACAAGCAGCAGUGCCAGGUUCUGCUGAGACUGACCCUGAGAAAGACCGGCUGUUUCAGGGCUCGCAUCUCCUACAAGGACCAGCCACUCAGCAACGGGGAAUUUGACAUUAUUGUUCUCAGUGGUGAGCAGCCUUCAGUAACAUGAGUGGAAAUUGUGGCUAGAAAUGCAGACUGCACUUUGAGGUUAAUGUUUAUUAUAUUUGGUUUAUGACAGAGAAUGAGAAGGCCUGUGUGGAGAAGAACGUGUCCACUCCAGGCAUAAGUAUCUACUUUGAGGCCUACCUUUACAGCAGUGGGAACUACAGCAGCUCUUCGUGGCAGUUACCAGCCUCCUCCCUGCUGGCCCCUCAAAGGAGGCCUUCAAUGGGAGAGGAGGAGGAUGAGCACGAUUCUCCUGUGGAGGGACAACCUGAAAAGGUCAAGAAACCAAAAAAGGUCUACUGUUAUAUAUCGCCAAAGGUGAGCACAAUCAAAUAAGUAGACAAAAAUCUUGUAUUGUCAUCUUGGAAAAUCAAUGUAAGAUGACUCUCUUUUUCUGUCAAACAGCAAUUAUCCGUGAAGGAGUUCUACCUGAAAAUUAUUCCAUGGCGCCUUUUCACUUUUCGAGUGUGUCCUGGAACGAAGGUAAGCACAACUGAUCACAGAUUGCAGAGGACCCUGAAAAAACCUGCCCCCCUUUAACACGUCUUGUUUACUCUCUUUUCAGUUUACCUAUUAUGGUCCUGAUCCAGUUCACAAGUACCUAACUCUGGUGGUGGAUGAUGGGAUUCAGCCUCCUGUGGAGCUCAGCUGCAAAGACAGAAACAUCAUGGCUGCCACCUUUAUUCGCUUCCUGCACAAAAACAUUGGUCUGUUUUCAUCUUAAUUUUAUUGCCCUAGCCUUGAGCUGUGCUGUCUGGUUUGUUCCUCUUUUUAUUGAAUAUCGCAGUGAUUUUAUGAUUCCGUCCGUAGGUGGCUCUGAAACUUUCCAGGAUAAAGUGAACUUCUUUCAACGUGAACUCAGGCACAUCCACUCCAAGAGACCUCGCACCAAGACCUGCCUCAAGAUAACACGUCACUCCAUCCUUGAUUCAGUGCGCGCUGCUUUACUUUAUUAGAGAAGUGCUAUCAAUAAUAAUAAGCACGUAAUCAUAAGUAUGUCAUGUGGCUCCAGUAAAGUUUGACUCCCUGUUUUUCUGCUGCUUAGUCCCUGAAGGCUACAAGGAACUUCUCGGUGUCAGACUGGAGCAAGAACUUUGAGGUGGUGUUUCAAGAUGAAGAAGGUAAACAACAUGUCAUCAGUCCAGUUCAGUUCAUAAUGCCACAUCCUAAUGAGAGUAUCUUUCCUAAGGGGUCUAACACUCUUAAAUAUGUCUACAUUUCCCUGUAGCUCUGGAUUGGGGAGGGCCUCGCAGAGAGUGGUUUGAGCUGAUUUGUAAGACCCUCUUUGACACCUCCAAUCAGUUCUUUACCCGCUUCAGUGACAACAACCAGGGUUUGGUAAGUUAGUCUUCUCAUACCAUACCAGGGGAGGUUUAACAGUGUUAAAAUCUAGAAAACCCCAGUUCUAACAGGGACAGAGUGACGACCUUUGGUCUUGAGAAGUAAAGCUAACAGAGAAGUGCAAAAAAACUGCACUUGUGGCUAGCGGCAGAAGCACUGGAAACUACAUACAGUACACACUCCUUCAAAAGAGACCAUCGUUAGGGUGAAGAUAAACAUGCUUACAGCCUGGUUCAAAAAUGGUCUUAGUCUGGAUAGCUUAUUCUCUGUCCUCACACACUGUACAGGAAGUCGUUUUGUUCUAAUGCAUUUGUUGAAAAGAUUUUAAGUUUGCAUGUUUAGAACCAGAGGCUUGGCUGAUUUGACUGACCAGCAGGCAUGCCGUGGCUAUUUGCAAGGAAACUAAAGGCCUGCCUCAAGUCCACCUUGUAGCCACUUGGAAGGUUCACUAAAAGUUAGGUUGAGUCAGCAUUUCCGAUGUGGCGACUGUAGCUGAUACACUUUAGAAACAAAACGGACAUAGAGUCCAUAGAGUCUAUGUCCAUGUAUUGUGCACUCUUCAACAGCGACACAUCCUUCAUGAACAAAAAAAUUAGACAACAUUCAACAAGCAAGAGGUGGAGUCCCUGAACACAGGUUUUUUUUUUUUUCCAUCUGUUAACUCAAAGCACCUCUCACCAGGGUUCAUUACUGCAAGGUUGCAAAAGUGUUCCUGUAGCACUUCUACAUUCCUUAACGGUGACUGUCGAGUCUGUUUUGAAUUGCUCUAUUUGCUUCACAUUUGCUUUCAUUCAAUCAGCGUUUCACCAAGAAAAUCUGAAAUCUGUGAUGGAAACAGUGUGGAAUAAACAGGUGCAGUAAGCCUCGACUCUAUAUGCACCUCCGACUCUUUUCUUACACACACAGACAUAGUUGAUUUCAGCAGUCCCGCCCCUUUUUGAUUCCGAUUGGUCGGUGAUCAAGACGUGGCAUUGACGAGCAUUGCAGCGCACAAAAAGUUUAGCCAUUUUAAACCGAGGGCAGUAUGAGCACUGUGACUAAAAUCAUUUGAGGUUGUUUUUGGAGCAGGGGAAGCUAAGUGAUAAAAAUGUUGAACUGCAUUUGGUUUGGGUAAAAAAUAGGCACUGCCAGCGCAAAGACAACGAAUCCCAGGAACAGGCAGGACCAGUCUCAUGAUGAGCAGUCAUCUGCAAUAGAACUCUCCCUGGGAAAACCCCCAUUUCAAACAACUAAAACCCGUUUGUUUAAAGUCAUUGUUUUCAUUUCAAGUAUCCAGAAUGAAAAAUUCAAUUACAGAUGGUGCUGAUAUUCAUCCAGUCCAGCUAAUAAAUGUUGAAACUGCUUGUCAUAGAUACAGGGUCCUAUGUUUCAGUAAGUAACACACUCUUUUGUUUGCCUUCUGGUCCUGAAUUAAGCUUGUAGCUCAGAAGUGGAUCAAAAGUACCUUAAAGAAGACUGUUUGUUGAAAUAUGGUAUCUGUGUAUCUUGUCUUUAAACUCAACAGUUGUAGUGAAGCUGCUGUGAUGCAAGGCACAUUUCAAACUUCAGUCGGUCAAUCAGUCCAUCUGAACCUCUUGAUUUCCCAGGUGCACCCGAAUGCUGAGCGGCCGGCCCACUUGCGUCUUAAGAUGUACGAGUUUGCAGGUCGCAUCGUGGGCAAGUGCUUGUACGAGUCUGCUCUGGGUGGGGCCUACAAACAGCUGGUGCGAGCUCGCUUUACUCGUUCCUUCUUGGCACAAAUCAUUGGCCUCAGGAUGAACUAUAAGGUAUGGAACACAGCACACUCCCAUAGAAAAUCUGUUUUCUCCAGAGGUUACAGGGUCAUGUUUUCAUUGUUUACCUUCUUCUGUCAGCCGGUCCCUCUCAUCACUCUCGACAGUCCUCACAAAGCCAAGAAUUCUGAGUUGUUUUUUGGCAUUAUUUAGGUCAGGGAGACCCGGCCUGCAUGUCUUCGCUGUUUAUCCAACUUCCUUAGAUAUCAAGGCUGAGAGCUAAAGCUGACCAAUCGCCUUUUACAAAAGAAGAUGAAGUGCUUUGUUUAUUUGAAAAACAUCAUUUUCUUGUGUUUUUCCCUCAAUUUCCCACAUGCAGUACUUUGAGACGGACGACCAGGAGUUCUACAAAACUAAAGUGUGUUUCAUCCUAAACAAUGACGUGAGUGAAAUGGACCUGGUGUUCGCUGAGGAGAAGUACAGCAAGUCGGGACAGCUGGAGAAGGUGAGGCAACGCUUUGGAUGGGAGCGUCCCCUUUUAUCCCUGAUGUCAUCCCAGGGCAGAUAGGAGCAAUAAUCCAAACAAGAGGAACCAUAUUGCUUGUUUGGCAAGCGUCUCGUUCUUCUUAAAGAGCGGUGGAUGAAUAGAAUUUGGCGUCAGCAGUCCUUUUUGAAACUUCGCUGCCACACAACAACAGGCUGUUGAAGUCUCUGUGUUGAAACAGAGUCGAGGCUACCUCUUUUUAAUUAGAUACGCAUGUUUUUCUCUAAACAGACUUUUUUAAAACCCAAAGAUUAAUUGUCGAAUCAUUUGGACGAAUGCUUACAAGAGUGUGGCUGCGAAACACAUGUGCUGAACCUUUGUAAAUAAAUUUUACAGGUCAGAGAAGUUCCGGGCUCUUACAUAUCGUUAUCCAGCCACUAAAUCUUCCCUUUGUUUGAAGCCACAUGAUAAUAAGACUUAAAGCAGUUUAACGUCCUGUGUUGUUGAUUGUUUUAUGUAAUUUAUCUGACAUUUAUAUCCCGCCACAUGUUCCCCUCCUGCAGGUGGUGGAGCUGAUAUCAGGGGGGGCUCAGAUAGCUGUUACCAAUGAAAACAAAAUGCAUUAUCUCAACCUGCUGGCCCAGUACAGACUGGCCAGCCAGGUGAGGGAUGAGGUGGAACACUUCCUGAAAGGUAAGCAAACUCGCACAGCUGCUAUCUCAGCCUUUUACUCUUGCCAGCUUUCCUUCAUUGAAAAUCUCCGGUAAUGUGCACAUAAUUAGCGUAAUUUCCUGAUCAAUUGCAGGUUUGAAUGAGCUGGUUCCAGAAAACCUUCUAGCCAUAUUUGAUGAGAAUGAGCUGGAGGUAUGUGUGAUGUUUAUAAUAAAGUCCUGUUGAUCCUGAAAAGAAUGCUGGGUAAUUGUUUUCUCACUCUCUCUCUCGCUUUCUUUGACCCACUCAGCUGUUGAUGUGUGGCACUGGAGACAUAAACGUGCAGGACUUUAAGGCUCACGCUGUGAUCGUAGGAGGGUCGUGGCACUUCAGAGAGAAAGUAUGUCACAGAAGCUCUCAGUCUCGGUUUCCGUUAUACCACAGGAUGCUGGUGCGAGGCUCUAAGGAGUGUUUGUUUUCCUUUGCCUCAGGUGAUGAAGUGGUUCUGGGCCGUGGUGUCCAGCUUCACCCAGGAGGAGUUAGCUCGCCUGCUGCAGUUCACCACCGGCUCCUCUCAGCUUCCCCCCGGAGGAUUCAACACUUUAUGUCCCUCAUUUCAGAUCAUCGCCGCCCCCACACACAGCACCCUGCCCACUGCACACACGUGGUGAGUUGAAGAAUGUACACACAAAUACACACACACAAACAUAUGUGUUAAAGCAACUUAAGAAAAGGUUUUUAGUUCUGCAGACUUAAUGUCAAUACAUAUCUGCAGGUUAAAGUAUGUAUUUUCCAACAUUUUCAAUGCCUCCACAUCUGCUAAGUUUUUACAAACAUUCUUGGAUCAUGGUGGCGUAUCCUUUCUUGAGCAACACAAACAGGAACAAAUUAUAAUUGUCUGGCUAAAGACUUUAAUUGUGUCUGUCUCUCCCUUGAUUUCUAUCAUCUGUCCCCUCUUGCUGUUUACUAGAAGCACAAAAUAUCUGAGAAACAUUUCAGUCCACAGUUGAAUCUCCCCGUCUUCUUGUUGCAUUAUGUGUUUGGUGAUUUAAGCUGAUUUUGUACAUACUAAAAUGUUACAUGGCACCUCAGCAUGUUCAAAUUAUCACUGCAGGCAUGACUCAUGCUUAAAGCCUCGCUGUGAUUUCCUGCAGCUUCACAAAUAUGCUAACACGGCUGGCCUCUCUCUCUCAUCAAAAACAAAGUCAUUAUUGUCCUCAAAUUAAAGGGCAUAACAGAGUUUUGUCCAAGUAUCCACAAAGAGGAGUAAAAAAUGCUAUUUUAUGGAACCACCGAACACAUACUCAAUUUUCAGAGUGUAUGACCAUGACAAAACAUGACACUUCCAAUGUGUGGCUGAUUUUUCUUUUCUUUAUUUUUUUGCAACAGUAUUUACUCAACUCUAAAAAGAAGGAUAAAGCUUUCAAGCCAGGAAAUGAUGCAACACUAACAAAUUUAAUAGCUGCAAAAAAAUUCUAUGUUGUUGUUUUUUUCAAUGAUAUAUGGACGCAUUGUCAGACUCUCAACAUUUCCUUCUCUGUCUAGUUUUAACCAGCUGUGCCUCCCUACCUAUGACUCCUACGAGGAGCUGCACAAGAUGUUAAAGCUGGCCAUCAGUGAAGGCAGUGAGGGCUUUGGCAUGCUCUGACUAACCCUUCACUGGAAAGCACUGCGGUCCCACUUACAGGAGAGGAGACCAGCACUGCACCCCUCCAGUACACCGGCUCCCUGCAUUAACCGGUAUUAAACAGAAAGCUUCUUUUGCAGAGACUCACCUUGACUCCCUCUAAACGCUCUCUAAGGAUGAGAGGGUGUUACAGGGAGGCUGGAGAGGGCGGUGCUAAAACGGAACUCAAACAUACAAACUCUGGUGUUACUGUAUGUACAUAAAAAGAAUAAAAAAAAAAAUUCGGCUUUUGUAAAAAAGGAAAACUCAAACUGCUGAAAAAGGCGAGGUUUAGGCUAGUUUUAUUUCUUAUUGCUGAAGUUAGCUUAGUUUUAUAUGUUUGAAAGACGCUAAAGCAAAGGCCUUGAGUAAUACUGUAUAACUGCUUCUUUUGCAUUUCGCAAACCGCAGAACACUUGAGUGCAGAAGCAGCCUACAUGUUUAGUGGGUGCUGCUUGCAUUUACAGCACUUUGGCCUUAAACGAUCAGGGACUGAUGUGUGUAUGUAAAUAUAAAUAAUAUUACUCUUUUAUUUCAACACUUGUACAUACCAGUGUGUAUACAUACAUUUUCAUUUUGUCGUUUUGCUUAAUUGAUUAAGGAGAAGGGAUUACUUUAUUAUUGCACGUUUGGAUUUAGAGUUUAUAUCAUUUCUUUGCAUUUAUUUUCAGUCCGAUAUAAAUAGGUUUUUAAAGAAGCCAAUUAUUUCUAUUGUUUAUAUUUGUUUUUAAAUUAUUGUGUCUUGAAAAUAAUAUUUGUGUUCAACCAUACAGUGGAAAUAUUUUUUGCCAGGAGCAGAAACUGUUUUUGUUAUGUUGUGUUUUAAAACCUGCCUUAUUCAUACCCUUUGCCUCUGAUUGUAUCCAGAGAGGUGUGUAGUUAAGACAAAUAUUAAUAGGUAAUUGUUAUAUUCUGAUAUUUCUACAGCAACAUGCAGGGGUCACCGUGGAUGUGAGUGUUGGUUUGAUGUUUGGGAAAACCCAUAUAUAACAAACAUUUUGUUAUAUAUACAGUAUGAUUGUUCCUUCUACAUCCACAGCCUUUUAUAGGUUUACCUCAAAAUCUCAUAUGCUACCUUUUCAUCCUUCUACGCAAGUGUAUGUCCAAGCAAACACAGCGUAUCUAUAGUUGCCACCUUCCAGCCCCAUCUAUACAACCUUUUAGCCAUAUUCUCCUGCAUCCUCAGUACAACUUAAAGCAUUAUAUCAGUGGAGAUUACGCCCUCUUUGUUUUUUUUUUAAUGCUAUUGUGUAAGUAUUUAUCAUUCUGAGUUGUUUUGUGUUUUUCUCAAAACUGUGUAGCAAUUCCCUCUCUGUUAACAUGUCUGUUAGCCAUUGCGUAAUUCUGUGUGCUGUGCGUCGGCGUCUUCAUCGAGCAUUUAAUGUUUGGAUUGAAGCAAAAAAAGGAAAACAUAAUUGUUAAGUCUUCUUCUGAGUGUUUUGAUUUGAGUAUUUUCAGGUUCCCUUUAAGAGCAUUGUGAGUGCAGGUUCACUGCUAACAUUAUUCUAACAGAUGAAAGUUUGACUGAGCCGCCAUGAGAUUUAACUUCAUGAUAUUGUAACAAUAAAGGUUUAAAACUUUUGACUGUAGGUUUAUACUAACACACAGUUCAGUAGAGCUGUGACAGUGUCGACUUGGGAAUUGCUGAUGUUUUGCAGAUGCUUUUGCUGCCCCUCUACAGUGUUACGAGGUUUAUAAAAGGGUUCAUGGAUUUGUGUUUGUUUGGGUUGUGCAAUGUUGACCUUGUGUACCGAGGAGAAAAGUGAAACUGUUUUAAGUGCUUAUGGAAAUGUUUCAUUACGACUGUGUUCAGAACCAAAACCAAUGGCUGAUUCUAUAUUUAUUCGCAGUAAUGGUAGUUUAAACAUUGUCGUACUGUCAGUUGUUCCACUAGAUAAGACCAGUAUAAACAAAUAUGAAGGAGGGUUGUCCUGUGGUUUUAUGUUCUUGUUUAAUGUUUAGUUUUUUUUUUUCUUUUUUUUUUUUUUUUUUUGUUUGAGCAUCUGCUUUGUUUUAUGUUUGGGUUGUUUCUGGAUUAGAUAGCCUGAGUGUGGCUUUUAGCGAUGUAGAUAUUGUGAAAUAUUUGCCUAUGACUUUGAAGCUGGGGGUAACUUUUUUUCUUUUUUAAUGGCAAGCCUCUGCUGAUGAAUGUUUGAGAUUCUCUGCAUUGCAGGCCCUUUGUUUAUGGGAAUAAAAAAUGAUGGACUACAUCUAUAA